AAAUAGUGCAUAUGGUGCCUGUGAAAGUUUUAGUUUAAAAACGACAUCGUUUGCUGAGACAAUGUAAUGUAAAUGUCAACGAAUUUGGAGUCUUCCGCCUUCUAAGUCUGGUGUUUGAGCUGCUUGGGAAACCGGAGAAAUAAAGAGAAUGGCUGCUAAACCUGGUGCUGCUUCAACCACUGACUCUCCAAUUAACCACGCCAAUAAAACCCGACCACCCAUUUUCACUUGCUCUGAUAUCGACUGGCUCCGACCCGACUCUCGUGCCUUCAGUUUUUCCGGACAGGUGCUGCGAAUUCUGCAGCAGGAUCUGCUUAUGCAGAAUUUGGAAAUACCAAGAUUUGGGCCAAGGGAAAGUAAGAAAGCAAUGAUGUACAGUGAUAUAGGUCGGUUAAAUUCUAAUGUCAGCUAUACAGCUUUUGCCACCCCAGUUCGUGAACAGGGAUCAGACCACAAAGAAUUUUCAUCUAUGCUUCAUAAAGCUUUAGAAGGAGUAAUAAAGUUGGAAACUUUCCCAAAGACAACUGUGGAUGUUUUUGCAUUGGUGUUGGAAUCUGGAGGCAGUGAUCUCCCUGUUGUGAUAUCAUGUGCCAGUCUUGCUCUUGCAGAUGCUGGGAUUAUGAUGUAUGACCUUGUUGCUUCAUUUUCUGUGUCAUGCCUAGGGAAAAAUCUUUUGAUUGAUCCCAUUUUGGAAGAGGAAAGCUACAAAGAUGGAAGCUUAACGAUUGCUUGUAUGCCUUCUUGUUAUGAGGUGACUCAAUUAAUUGUUUCAGGGGAAUGGUCAACCUCAAAAUUUAACGAGCUCUGCCUUGACGCAUCUGCUAAUGUUGGGGAAAUCAUGAGAUUAUGGUCAAAAGAAGCUGCUUCAGCUACACAAGAAUAGAUAUAUAUAUAUAUAUAUAUAUAUAUUUUAAAUUUAUAUUAUUUUUUACCAUAUAGGAUCCAAGUGAAGCCACCAGUUUAGAUUUGUUUCCCUUUCUUUUUUGAAAAUAAGUUCAUUGAGUUUAGGGUUUUUCUUUUUCCUUGUUUGUAUUUCUUGCGCUCAUUUAAUUAUUCGGUUUGUACGGUUUAUCGUGCCCUGAUAGCACUUCAGAGAUGAAGACUUACGAAAAUUUAACAAUGAAUGCAGAAAAAAAAGGGGCAAUAUUGAUAUCUUCUAAUCA
Messenger RNA from Mangifera indica (mango), 1163 nucleotides. RefSeq names its product exosome complex component RRP41-like. Gene Ontology annotation, cellular component: cytoplasmic exosome (RNase complex); nucleolus; nuclear exosome (RNase complex). The transcript has 8 exons. Bases 149 to 883 code for a protein of 244 amino acids. Gene Ontology annotation, biological process: nuclear mRNA surveillance; poly(A)-dependent snoRNA 3'-end processing; U4 snRNA 3'-end processing. The record is from RefSeq and is a predicted model, not a curated record. NCBI's taxonomy places the organism in Eukaryota, Viridiplantae, Streptophyta, Magnoliopsida, Sapindales, Anacardiaceae.